GACUCAGAGGAGCGACUCCAUGGAAGCCACCUCAGCUAUGGGGACCAGCUGCCCCUAGCUCUGGCCAGAUCUUGGACCCCUCCCUAGAACCUGAUUCUGCCCUUCCCAAGACAAGACACCAGCAUCAUGGCCCUUAGGCCCCCCAGGAUAUGUGACCAACAGCCCCAAGACCUUGCCACGCUGGAGUCCACAAUGAGAGCACUGAGAGUAACGCAGCCAGGCAGCACCCAGGGGUCUGGCCUUGGCCCUGCGCCCUACCAGAAACCCCAAUGCCAACAAGUGAAGGUGACCAGAGUCAGGACGCCUUCAGCGGGGUCCUUCCAGCUGGAACGGCCUGAGGUUCUCCCUGCCCAGAGCCUGACUGAUGGGCAUCUGGAUGGCAGUGGCUGUGCAGAGGAAGGGGCUAGCAGUAGGCCCCCCAAGCCCCCCCGGCUGCCCACCUCUGGGCUUGAAUCCUGGCACAGGUGGGGCCCACAGCCCCUGGAUGCUGGCAGGGUGACCCUGGCCCCAGAGCAGAAGUGGACCCUGGAGGAAAGCCAUGGCCUAAGGCCGAGCCAGAGUCUGCCGGACAAGACGCCUCCUGUGCCUGGCCCCAGGACGGGCCAGUUGUACCGUUGCCGGGACCGCCUGGACAGCUCUUCUCUGACUUCUGGACCCGCCCCCUUCUGGGGGCUCUGGCAGAAUCCAUGGCGGGGCCCUGGCAUUGGCCGUAAGCCCCUGCCACUGUCCGAGCGGGUGGAGAAGAACCGGCUGCUGCUGAGGGAGAUGCUGAGUGUGGGGGGUCCGGCCACCCGGAAGCCGUCCUGGGACAGAACCACACCAGAGUUCCCAUCGCCAGCGGAGGUGGACUCAGAGCAGAGCAGGACCUGUCGGUCCCCAUCAGAGCCCACUCACAAGCCUAGCCCAGAGCAGCCUCUGCACGCUCGCAUAAAGGCCAGGACGAGGCCCCUCCGCGCCAACCACGACAUCAUGCCCAGCCUGGCACUGGAUAGCGGCAGGGCCAUCUUAGGGACACCCCGCAAGCUGGAGGAGCAGGCGGAGGCCACAGACCCACCCAGAAGCCGCCUACUCGGCCCCCAGCAUACCCAGUCCUGUGCCAGACACCCCCCGCUGGCAAGCAGCAACUGUACUAAAGGAGGCACCCCUGGAGAAGCCACCGUGGAUGGGGCAGAGGUGGAGUUCUGUGGCCUGAAGCCGCAGCGAGCCCUGGAGGAGCCCAGAAACGGGGGACCCCAGGCUGUGGUUGGUUGUGCCCUCUCCAAGAAGCCUCAGUCCAGCCAGGAAGCAGAGGGGACCCGGCAGAGGGCUGAGUCCACUUCUGGAUGUCCCACAUCAUUCGGCACUGUGCCUCCCCAAAUCCCCAAGGAGUUUUGUGAGACCAGGGCUUGUCUGAGCUGUUUUCACCAAUGCUUCAAGCAUAAUCCCACAAAUGGCUGCCCAUCCUCCACAAGUCCCUGCCCCUCACGGGCCCCCUGGCAUUACAGAGUGUCGACAGAAAGUCAGGUGGACCAGGACGGGAAAAGCAGUGGAGGCCGGUUUGCCUCAGGCCUGGGGCUACGAAAGCUCUUCUCAGGCCUGGGGAAGUCUCGCAGUCACAGUGUGGGGCAGCUGGAGCCUACGUCUGGCCCUGAUGCCCAGGCUAGCACCCCAGAAGUGAGGAGGACCCCAUCCUUUCAGCUCCUGCAUCUGGUGUCGCGCUCGCCCCAGCACCCGAAGGCCGCCUCCUGCCACAACCUCCAGGCCCUGCUGAGCCGAGGGGACCGGGCCAGCCUCUACAUGGUCGAGGAGCCGGAGGGGGACGGGGCCAGGGGAAGCAGGCCAGUCGGGCUCCCACCACAGCGAGCACUCAGUGUGGAGGAUGUGGGGGCCCCCAGCCUGGCACGUCCUGUGGGCCGCCUGAUGGAGGCGUUCCCAGAUGGCACUAGCCAGUUACAGCUACAGUGUACCCCCGGGGGGAACUUUGGCUUCUGUGUGGCUACAGGCAAUGGGCGCCGGGACUCAGGGCUAUACGUGCGAGAGAUGGCUGACGUGGGCACAGCCAAGCUGUACUCGGGGCUUCUGGCAGUGGGCGACGAGAUCCUGGAGGUGGAUGGAGCCAAGGUGGCAGCGCUGGGCACUGCCCACGUGCAGCAGCUCCUGGCCUGCACCAACAGCGUGUCCCUCCGCGUUCUGAGACAGCGGCCGACACCCUGA
Messenger RNA from Suncus etruscus (white-toothed pygmy shrew), 2193 nucleotides. RefSeq names its product KIAA1614 ortholog. Gene Ontology annotation, biological process: centrosome cycle; establishment or maintenance of cell polarity; regulation of cellular localization. Gene Ontology annotation, cellular component: apical plasma membrane; cell cortex; nucleus. Lineage: Eukaryota; Metazoa; Chordata; Mammalia; Eulipotyphla; Soricidae. Gene Ontology annotation, molecular function: protein kinase C binding. The transcript is spliced from 10 exons. Bases 127 to 2193 code for a protein of 688 amino acids. The record is from RefSeq and is a predicted model, not a curated record.